AUGUUUUGCAAAUCACAGUUACUCGGGGCUGCUUGUCUCCUAGGUGGCGGGAUUUUUUCUUCUCUGGUUCAAUCCCACUUGGAAGUAUUUAAUCGCUGGAUUCAUGUCGAGAAGGAAUAUGACCAAGAUAUGAAGCCUCCAGAUCGCGUCAUUCGAUUGGCUAAAUCAGUCUUUGACAAGAUGCAUAUCCCAGAACCGAUAAGCAACAAAAUUGAUUUCUUUUUAACAAAAAACGCCGAAUCAAUUGCUAUUGGUACAUUGCGGGUGUCUGACAGUGCGGACUUCAAAGGCUACGCAUUUAUUGGUUUGCCUUGUUUUUGUGGGUAUGAGCAGACUGAAGAUAUCCCUCUUGAAGACCUUCAAUUUUCCUCGUUAGUUUUCCUACUUAUUGCCCUUAAGCCUCUAUUUCCUUUCACGAUGCUCUCUGAGCAAGCCAAAAGGCGAUUGGAUUUGAUGUGCAUAUCGGAUGCAGCUUUGGAGUUUCUUAUUGCUCGUGAAGUUGCCGCAUUACUUGGCUCCAGCAAAUUGGCCGAUUUUUGUCAGCAGGCUUCAUCAUAUGGUGAACAGACGUUAGGAACCUUCCUUUCACCUCGGGCUGUCUCCCAUAUUUCCCGUUUAUCCUUUAUUGGCACCCUUUAUGUUGCUUAUCAGGUAUGCUUCGGACUCAACCGUCUGUUAGGCCUACAUUCUGCCGUCUCUCGAUCUGCCAGAGGUAUGGUCUACAUCGGUGUAACAGCCUUACUUCUAAUCUGUCAGCAUCAACUCUUAGUCGCAUGGCGUCACUUCCGUGCUUUGUCUCUCGACGCAGCUGUUGCCGGUUGCCAUUCUAGUCUCCGAAAUGGUGGUAUAGAAUACUACUCCUGGCGGAGAGAAUGGAACGCUUUCUGGACUGUAAGCAUUCUUCCCUCUGCACGCAAAGCCAUGUUGACUCUAGCCAAUGUUACCAGAGGUUCUCUAGGCGAGGAUGGGGAGCAAAUGUCUUCUGUCCUAAAAUAUCAGAUACAGCGCACUCUCAACGGGUGUGAUUCGGAAGAUCAGUACUACAUUCCUGCGUCUGUAGAGCAGUGCUUUGAAAAGAAGACUGGCCUUAGACUUGAUGAUUGCAAUCCAUCCUACCUCUUAGCCUACCGACUACCCACGUAUGAUGUGAAUACUCAAAAGGGGGAUGAGAAAUUUGUAUCGGACGGGGAUGUGCUUAGAUUUAACAUGGGGGGCUUGUUAGCAUUCGGUGCGGUACCUCGAUGGUUGGCUUCCAUUUAUCAGGUCUUCUCUUUUCCUGCCACUUGCGGACAGCGCAAGGCUGCUCUUGAGAGGAAGAGCGAGAAGACAUUGUAG
This is a messenger RNA of Rodentolepis nana, 1335 nucleotides long. The record is from the annotation of a GenBank genome assembly. NCBI's taxonomy places the organism in Eukaryota, Metazoa, Platyhelminthes, Cestoda, Cyclophyllidea, Hymenolepididae.